AUGGCCAAGAGGCUGCUGGUGGCCUACGGGCUGUGGGCACUGGGGGGGCCGCUGGGGCUGCACCACCUCUACCUGGGCAGGGACAGCCACGCACUGCUCUGGAUGCUGACCCUGGGCGGCUUCGGCGGUGCCUGGCUCUGGGAUUUCUGGCACCUCCCAGGCUGGGUGGCCGCUGCCAACGGGACUGCGGUGCCCAACGACCACACCGGCACUGUGCCAGCCUUCAGCCCCCUGCGCCUGGCAGGGCAGGUGGCAGUGGGGAUGUAUUUCGGCUUGGUGGCAGCGCUGGGGCUGCCCUGGGUGCCGGCGCUGUUGGCACAGCCCCUGGCUGUGGGGCUGGGGGUGCUGCUGGUCUCCUGGGUGGGCAACCAGAUGACAGAGGCCCCCAGCACCCUGGCAGCAUCCUUCCUCACCUCCCUCCUCUUGAAGGGCAGGGUGCUGGCACUGCUGCCCGUCAGCGUGGCUGCCAGCAUGGCUGCCCAGCGCCACCGGUGCUACAAACCCCGUGGGAUGCCACGGCCGGGGCUGCCCACCCGCCUCUACCACCUGGGGCUGGCAUGCCUGGCGUUCACCACCCCGCUGGCCUGCCGUGGGUUCUGUGGCGCCGCCGGGGUGCUGGGCACCCUCCUGACCCUGCCCCGUGCUGCCAUCGAGCUCCUGCUUCUGCCCCUCCGUCCCAUCUGGCUCCUGGCAGAAGUGCUGGGCUUCACCAGCACCAAUCCAGCACGGAAGAGCGGUGCCAGCUUCCAACAGAGCAGCUGGAGCAGGAGGCAGCAGUGGGCAUAUGAGGUCCUGGGUCUCCCUUCUGGCUCUGCCACCGAGGACGUGCACCGGAGCUACCGGGAGCUGGUGAAGCUUUGGCACCCGGACCACAACCGGCACCGGGCUGAGGAGGCUGAGAGACGAUUCAUAGAGCUGCAGGAGGCCUACGAGGAACUGGCAGGACCCAGGAGGGCUGCUGGGGGGUGA
Indicator indicator is the source of this 969-nucleotide messenger RNA. RefSeq names its product DnaJ heat shock protein family (Hsp40) member C22 (gene DNAJC22). The record is from RefSeq and is a predicted model, not a curated record. The coding region runs from base 1 to 969 and encodes 322 amino acids. Gene Ontology annotation, cellular component: plasma membrane; early endosome. NCBI's taxonomy places the organism in Eukaryota, Metazoa, Chordata, Aves, Piciformes, Indicatoridae. The transcript has 2 exons. Gene Ontology annotation, biological process: endocytosis.